Cordyceps militaris CM01 is the source of this 1518-nucleotide messenger RNA. Its product is annotated as Major facilitator superfamily transporter. Gene Ontology annotation, molecular function: transmembrane transporter activity. Gene Ontology annotation, biological process: transmembrane transport. The coding region runs from base 1 to 1518 and encodes 505 amino acids. The transcript has 6 exons. NCBI's taxonomy places the organism in Eukaryota, Fungi, Ascomycota, Sordariomycetes, Hypocreales, Cordycipitaceae. The record is from RefSeq and is a predicted model, not a curated record.
AUGCAAGACAGCAGCGGAACCACCUGGCCGUCGGCAUCCGGCCAACACCCGCCCGGCACCGUCCUCCUAGACGAUGUGACGGCCGCGCACAGCCGGACGAUCCUGCAGCCGGUGCCGAGCAGCGAUCCCAACGACCCGCUCAACUGGACGCGCAUGCGCAAGAACGUCAACUUUGGGCUGGCGUGCGCGUACACGUUUGUCGUGUACGUCGUCAUCGACAUUGCCACGGUCGUGUACGGGCAGGUCAAGGACGAGCUCGGCUUCUCGUUCCAGGAGCUGAACCAGUCGUUUGCCGUGUCCAACGCGGGGCUCGGCCUCGGCGGCGUCCUCUUCAUCCCCUUUGCGCUCUGCUUCGGCCGCCGGCCCGUCUACCUCGCCAGCAUCGCCGUCAUGGUCGGCACCACCGUCUGGCAGGCCCGCAUGCAGACCCUCGCCGACCUCUACGGCUUCAACUUUGUCUGCGGCCUCGCCGGCUCCGUCGGUGAGAUCAUCUGCGCCAUGACCAUUGCCGACCUCUUCUUCGUCUCCCAGCGCGGCGCCAAGACGUACAUCCUGACCAUUGCCCUCAACACGGGUACGUUCCUCGCCCCAGUCGCCGCCGGCUAUAUUGCCACGGCGCUGGGCUGGCGCUGGAUAUGGUGGUGGAGCGUGAUCUUGUCCGGUGUCCUCCUCGUGAUAUUCAUCUUCUUCUACGAAGAAACCAUCUUCAACCCGUCCCCGUAUCCCACCGCCGGCACCGACGAGCCGGGCACGCACGACGCGGAAAAGGCCAUGCUUGCAGAGGUCGACUCGCGCUCGCCCUUCCGCCCUCCUAUCCGGCUCGACAUCCCGCUCCGGCCGUACCGGGCGCGCCUCGCGCUCUUCACGCGCACCGACAGCUCGCCGCGGAGCCUGUUCCGGCACGUGUACCAGCCGUUCAUCAUCCUGGCCACGUUUCCCGGCGUCGCGUUUGUCGCCCUCGUCUUCGGCUCGCUGCUCGCCUGGCUCGCCAUCGCGCUCAACGUGCAGGCCACCUACUUCACGAUGCCGCCGUACAACUUCUCCUCGUCCGGCGUCGGGCUGCUCAACAUCCCCACGCUGAUCGGCUGCCUGCUGGGCGGCCUUUUCGGAGGCCACCUGUCCGACUACAGCAUCAAGUGGCUGGCGCGCCGCAACGGCGGCCUGUACGAGCCCGAGAUGCGUCUCUGGCUCGCGUUUCCCGCCAUAUUGAUAGCGCCUGCUGGGUAUUUCAUGUUUGGCUUUUCGAUUGCCAAGGGCAUGCCGUGGCCAGUUCCGGCGGUCGGGCUGGGAGUGUACGGCUUUGGAAGCGCGGCUCUCGGUAACAUUACGCUCGUUUAUCUUGUGGACUCUUACAGAGAUGUUAUCGGAGAAGCGUACAUUGGCGUCAUCUUUGUGCGCAAUGCUUUUGGCGUUGUGGGCGCCAUUCUCACUGCUUACGGUGCCGAUGAUGAUUUGGGGUCGCCAAUGCAGGCAAUGGACGGCGGUUCGGUAUACCAGGAUGGCUGGCAAACAGGCUGA